Molecule: messenger RNA, 546 nt
Organism: Mangifera indica (mango)
Lineage: Eukaryota; Viridiplantae; Streptophyta; Magnoliopsida; Sapindales; Anacardiaceae
Product: transcriptional regulator TAC1-like
Exons: 1
Coding region: 1-546 (181 amino acids)
Source: RefSeq, a predicted model, not a curated record
AUGGAAAGUAAACCCCAAGGCACAGAAAAGUCUAACCAGAUAUUGUGGAACUAUGAUGAUCAACUUCAGGGUUUAGGCCGUGUUAGGUCUUUUACAUGUGCCUUCUGCAAAAGAGGGUUUUCGAACGCACAGGCACUAGGAGGUCACAUGAAUAUUCACAGAAAAGAUAGAGCCAAGCUCAGACAAUUCACCGAAGAAAAUCUUCUUUCAUUGGACAUUGCAAAGACAUGCUUGAUCGAUCAACUACAAGAAGAGAAAACUGCAGUCAUAUUGGAAUCUAGUGAACAAAAAAGUUGUACCCCAAAAAGACCAUCCACUAGUCUCUCCAUAGAAGAGGAUCACAGCAAUACGCCUAUGAGUAAAGAUGUUGAAGAACUUCAGAAGCUACCUUUCUUCUCCGAGGCCCCGUCGUCAAGUGGUACUUCUACGAGAGAGAAUGAAGAGAAAAGGAUAGAGUUGGACCUUGAGUUGCGUUUAGGACCGGAACCUCUAGAGGCAUCAGCAGCCACAAACACCAAAGAAUUUUUUGGUCCUCCAAGUAAAUAG